This is a messenger RNA of Passer domesticus (house sparrow), 986 nucleotides long. Its product is annotated as olfactory receptor 14J1-like. The coding region runs from base 1 to 933 and encodes 310 amino acids. Gene Ontology annotation, molecular function: odorant binding; G protein-coupled receptor activity; olfactory receptor activity. Gene Ontology annotation, cellular component: membrane. The record is from RefSeq and is a predicted model, not a curated record. Gene Ontology annotation, biological process: G protein-coupled receptor signaling pathway. Lineage: Eukaryota; Metazoa; Chordata; Aves; Passeriformes; Passeridae. The transcript has a single exon.
AUGUCCAACAGCAGCUCCAUCAGCCACUUCCUCCUGCUGGCAUUGGCAGACACGCGGCAGCUGCAGCUCCUGCACUUCUGCCUCUUGCUGGGCAUCUCCCUGGCUGCCCUCCUGGGCAACGGCCUCAUCAUCAGCGCCGUAGCCUGCGGCCACCACCUGCACACGCCCAUGUUCUUCUUCCUGCUCAACCUGGCCCUCAGCGACCUGGGCUCCAUCUGCACCACUGUCCCCAAAGCCAUGCACAACUCCCUCUGGGACACCAGGAACAUCUCCUACACAGGAUGUGCUGCACAGCUAUUUUCCUUUCUGUUCUUCAUCUCAGCAGAGUAUUUCCUGCUGACCAUCAUGUGCUACGACCGCUACGUGUCCAUCUGCAAACCCCUGCACUACGGGACCCUCCUGGGCAGCAGAGCUUGUGCCCACAUGGCAGCAGCUGCCUGGGCCAGUGGCUUCCUUAAUGCUCUGCUGCACACAGCCAAUACAUUUUCUCUGCCCCUGUGCCAUGGCAAUGCCCUGGGCCAGUUCUUCUGUGAAAUCCCCCAGAUUCUCAAACUCUCCUGCUCACACUCCUACUUCAGGGAACUUGGGCUCAUUGUGUUCAGUGCCUCCUUAUUAUUCGGCUGUUUUGUGUUCAUUGUUUUCUCCUAUGUGCAGAUCUUCAGGGCUGUGCUGAGGAUCCCCUCUGAGCAGGGACGGCACAAAGUCUUUUCCACCUGCCUCCCUCACCUGGCUGUGGUCUCCCUCUUCAUCAGCACAGUCAUGUUUGCCUACCUGAAGCCCUCUUCCAUCUCCUCCCCAUCCCUGGAUCUGGCCCUGUCAGUUCUGUACUCAGUUGUGACUCCAGCCCUGAACCCCCUCAUCUACAGCCUGAGGAACCAAGAGCUCAAGGCUGCAGUGUGGAGACUGAUGACUGGAUGCUUUCAAAAACAUUAAACUGCUCAUCAAUUUUGGCAAAUCUUUUGUAAUAAAGGUUGUCUUUGAUACUU